AUGAGUAAAAAGCCUCCAAAUCGUCCUGGAAUUACAUUUGAGAUUGGUGCUCGUUUGGAGGCACUGGACUACUUACAAAAAUGGUAUCCAUCUCGCAUUGAGAAGAUAGAUUAUGAAGAGGGGAAGAUGUUGGUUCAUUUUGAACGUUGGAGUCACCGCUAUGAUGAGUGGAUUUACUGGGACAGCAAUAGGUUGCGACCCUUGGAGCGACCAGCAUUAAGGAAAGAAGGGCUGAAAGAUGAUGAAGAAUUUGUUGAUUUUAAACCUGGAGAAGAAGUCCUAGCUCGUUGGACAGAUUGUCGAUACUACCCUGCAAAGAUUGAAGCAAUUAAUAAAGAGGGAACAUUCACAGUACAGUUCUAUGAUGGUGUUAUUAGAUGUCUUAAGAGGAUGCAUAUCAAAUCUAUGCCAGAAGAUGCAAAAGGGCAGGCGCGCGAGAGGGAGCAGAUAGCGCCGGAGCUGAGAUUAGUCACGGAAAUCGAACCAAAAGAAGAUUGGAUAGCUUUGGUCAAAGCUGCUGCAGCAGCAGCAGCCAAGAACAAAGCAGGAAGUAAACCUAGAACCAGCGCAAACAGCAAUAAAGAUAAAGAGGACAGAAAAUGGCUAAAAGUUCCUUCAAAAAAAGAAGAAACCUCAACCUCUACAAUCAUGCAGGAAGUCCAAAAAAAGGAAGAGGAGCCUACAUCUAGUGACGCAUUUGGUUUUCCUGUAGUGGAUGUUCCAAAGAUGGCCUUUGUGCAGGCAGAGAGCACAUUAUCACACAAGAGGAAAUGUAAUCUAGGCAACUCAUUUCAGGCAAAGAGAGCUCGUCUUAACAAGAUCACUGGUUUGUUGGCAUCCAAAGCUGUUGUUGCGGAUGGUGCUGAAAAAAAGGAAGGCAACAAAGAAACAGCUCCAGUCCUGGAGCAGGAGAUUUCACCUAAACCACAAAGUCAGAAAAAAAAUGAAGCUGAUAUUAGCAGUUCUGCCAACAAUCAGAAACCUGCACUGUUAUCCUCAACUUUGUCUUCAGGAAAGGCUCGCAGCAAGAAAUGCAAACAAGAAUCUGGAGAUUCUUCUGGGUGUAUAAAGCCCCCUAAAUCGCCACUUUCCCCAGAAUUAAUACAAGUCGAGGAUUUGACGCUGGUCUCUCAGCUUCCUUCUUCUGUGAUAAAUAAAACUAGUCCAUCACAGCCAGUGAAUUCCCCUAGAUCCUACAAACAUAGCCAACGGAGAAGAAGAUCACAGCGUUUAGCCACUUGCUCCUUGCCUGAUGAUUCUAUAGAAAAAGUUUCUUCUCCCUCUUCGGUUACUGAUGGAAAAGUGUUCUCCAUCAGUGGUCAAAAUCAACAGUCAUCAAAAUUGGAGGUACCUGCUGUUGCUCAUAUAUCACUUGAGAAGCGUGGACCGUGUCUCCCUCUUGAUUUAAGCCGUAGUUCGGAAGUUACAGCGCCAUUAUCCACAGAAUCCACUUUCCAUAAUGAAUACCCCAAUAAAGACAAGGAAGAUAUUCAGAUGAUUACAUAUCUUUCUUCCAAAGCAGUAACUGAUGGAAGAGUAGCUACAACAGCGUCAGGUGCAGUGAGAAUGGAAAGAAAAGGAAAACUGGAAGAGAAAAUUUCUUCAACAUAUGGUAAAAAGAAAGAAAAAGAAAAGGAGAAAAAAGAAAAAAAGGAGAAAGAUCAUAAAUCAAAACAGAAAAAGAAGAAGAAGAAAAAGAAGAAAUCUAAACAGCAUGAUUAUUCAGAUUAUGAAGAUAGUUCUGUUGAAUACUUGGACAGGUGCUCCUCCCCAUUAACACGGUCUUCGGGGAGCUCUCUAACUUUGCGCAGCAUGUUCUCAGAGAAGAAUGCAUCAUACCAGUAUCCAAGAGCUAUCUUGUCUGUUGACCUUAGUGGAGAAAACCUUUCAGAUGUGGAGUUCUUGGAUGAUUCCUCUACAGAGAGUUUGUUACUUAGUGGUGAUGAAUACAAUCAGGAUUUUGAUUCAACUAACUUUGAAGAGUCUCAGGAUGAAGACGAUGCUCUCAAUGAAAUUGUUAGAUGCAUCUGUGAACUGGAUGAAGAAAAUGGCUUUAUGAUUCAGUGUGAAGAGUGCCUGUGUUGGCAACACAGUGUAUGCAUGGGGCUGUUAGAGGACAGUAUUCCAGACCAGUACAUCUGUUACAUCUGCAGAGAUCCACCAGGUCAGAGGUGGAGUGCCAAAUAUCUUUAUGAUAAAGAAUGGCUAAACAAUGGACAUAUGUGUGGAUUAUCAUUUUUGAAAGAAAACUACUCUCAUCUUAAUGCCAAAAAGAUUGUGUCAACACAUCACCUAUUGGCAGAUGUAUAUGGUGUAACUGAAAUAUUGCAUGGACUGCAGUUGAAGAUUGGGAUAUUAAAAAAUAAGCAUCACCCAGACCUUCAUCUCUGGGCUUAUUCAGGGAUGCGAAAAGAGCAAGAACAAGUAACUGUUGGGGUAGAGAAAAAAUUAAUGACUUUGCCAGAUUCUGUUAAUUCAACUGAAAGGACAUGUCACAGUCAAAACCAUAAAGAGCUACCCAGUAUACCCCAGAAGAUGGAAGAAACAUACAUCACAAGUGAGCACAGUUAUCAAAAACCACAGAGUUUUGGUCAAGACUGCAAAACAGUCACUGAUCCUAUGAGCUCAGAUGAUGAAGAUUCAAGUAGUUUUGAGGAAGAUCAGGAAUUUCACACAGAGAAUAAAAACUGUUUACAAUAUUCUUUUAAAGAUGGUGGCAUGAAUGAGCAGAAUUCUGCUGAAGGAAACACUGUGUUUGUUUGUAAUGAAAGAAGAGGUUCAGAAGAACAAGUGGAUACACAUCUUCAAUGGCAGCUAAAUCUCCUUACCCACAUAGAGAAUGUACAGAAUGAAGUCACCAGCAGAAUGGACCUGAUAGAAAAAGAAGUUGAUGUGCUGGAAAGCUGGCUUGAUUUCACUGGAGAACUGGAACCACCAGAUCCUCUGGCAAGGUUACCUCAGCUCAAGCGACGUAUCAAACAGCUCUUAAUUGACAUGGGGAAAGUACAGCAAAUAGCAACACUUUGCUCUGUAUGACA
Messenger RNA from Indicator indicator, 3038 nucleotides. RefSeq names its product PHD finger protein 20 like 1 (gene PHF20L1). Bases 1 to 3036 code for a protein of 1011 amino acids. Gene Ontology annotation, biological process: regulation of transcription by RNA polymerase II. NCBI's taxonomy places the organism in Eukaryota, Metazoa, Chordata, Aves, Piciformes, Indicatoridae. The record is from RefSeq and is a predicted model, not a curated record. The transcript is spliced from 20 exons. Gene Ontology annotation, cellular component: NSL complex.